This is a messenger RNA of Phyllopteryx taeniolatus (common seadragon), 1100 nucleotides long. RefSeq names its product ornithine decarboxylase antizyme 1a (gene oaz1a). NCBI's taxonomy places the organism in Eukaryota, Metazoa, Chordata, Actinopteri, Syngnathiformes, Syngnathidae. Gene Ontology annotation, cellular component: nucleus; cytoplasm. Gene Ontology annotation, molecular function: ornithine decarboxylase inhibitor activity. Gene Ontology annotation, biological process: positive regulation of protein catabolic process. The record is from RefSeq and is a predicted model, not a curated record.
CUGUCAGCGCCUCAAAGCCGCCAGAGCAGAGGAGGGAGGACGAGCGAGCGGCACGCGAGUGGGGACGCAGUCCGGAUGGUUAAAUCGAACCUACAGACGAUUUUGAAUAGUCACUGUUUUGCGAGAGAAAAAGAAAGACACUUAUCCGAGAUGCCCGUCAUCGAACAGACCAGUAAUAAACCGGAAAGUGAAAAAAGUAUCUCCAAUCCCCGGAGGUGCUCCCGCUGUUGCAGUAACCCGUGUCCGGGGCCUCUGUGGUGCUCCGAUGCCCCUCACCCACCCCUGAAGAUCCCAGGUGGGCGAGGGAAUGACCAGCGGGAUCGCAAUCUUUCAGCUAAGCUAUUCUAUUCCGAUGCUCAGUUGCUGGUUCUUGAGGAGCCCGCUCCCGCCAACAGCAGAGUGCGCUUCCUGCUCUUUGAGCCGCGCUUCUCCGAAGGCAAGAAGUGCGUUUGGAGGGCAGCACUCAAAGCGGAAAACCUGUACAUUGAAAUCCCCCCCGGAGCUUUGCCCGAGGGCAGCAAAGACAGUUUUGCUCUCGUGCUGGAGUUCGCCGAGGAGCAGCUGCAGGGCGAGCACGUGUUCAUCUGUUUCCACAAGAGCCGCGACGAUCGAGCAUCCCUGCUGCGCACAUUCAGUUUCCUGGGCUUUGAGAUUGUGAGACCGGGCCAUCCCCUCGUCCCCGCCCGUCCCGACGCUUUCUUCAUGGCUUACAGCAUCGAGCGAGACUCCUCCGACGACGACUAAAACGAGCGGUCGAGCACCUUCCUUUCUCAUCCACCUCAAUGUAUUGUAAUCAAAGAGGGCAUAUAGGUCUCAAUUUAGUCACCCGCAUAACAGCAUUUUACUUCCUUUGACGUCUAGUGAUAACUUCCUGUUCAACCCCCAUCAUCAUCCGCACAGGCUGAUAUUUAUGAUUAAAUUUUAAUUCAUUGUACUCCCCCAGGUAGAUUUGUUUUCAUAGUAAUUGUGAGUUGAUUCUCCUGUUUAUAUAGAUUUUUGUUGUUUUCUAUGUGUGCAUGAUUUUCAUUUGAUCCUCUGAUUCACUUGAUAGAAAUCUGCAUGUUGAAACUGAACCAAUUAAAGUUAUCACUUCAUACUCA